AUGGAGAUGCGGGCCCACGAGUCACAACGCAGUAAUAAACUAGUUGCGCAUAUUAGAAGGGCCAAGGUUGUUUUUGGUCCGAGUUCGUACGACUUUGAGCCCGGUCUAGGCUUUGGAGUCUUUUUUCUCUCUUUACGAACCCACUUAGAAGUCCCAACUUAUCUCUUCCGGAAAAUAGAAGAGCUCAAAGCCAAAAGAGCCAACCAGCCCCACCUCACUCCAAGAGAGCCAAUUGUGCUCCUUUUUAUAGAUGCUUCUUUGGCCACUCCUAAAGUAUCAGCUGCAUUUAGCACUCUGCAAUUGGACCUACUCGCCUGCAAAGUCCGUUUUCUACCGGCUUAUACUCUACUAGAAGCGGCCAAGUACCUAGAACAACUUCAUCUCCAAGAGAAAGAAUCCGCCACCAACCUCCGCAAUUACAGCCAUACCAUUUACCGCCAGAAACAAGAACUUAUCAAAAGAGUGCCCAACCUAUCCGACUCUCCCACCUAUGUCCGGCAAACUCUCUUCAUAACUUCCAUCCCCAAAUUCAAUAUCAAGGAUGCCCAGCACUUACUGGCCACCUCCACCUCUCUUAAACAAUCCCUUCUUCGUAUUACUCCCCCACCAAAUACCACAACUACCACAGCCCCUCCUACUACUUCUACUACUUCUACCACUACCCGAGCAUCCAAAAAGUCUCCCAAAUCCACCAAACUAUCAACACCCACCACCACAGCAGGUAUUGGUCAGGUCAAAUUAGCUGCCCUCCAUGCCUUCCUCCAUCGCCCCUUUAAAUAA
This is a messenger RNA of Nematocida homosporus, 780 nucleotides long. Its product is annotated as DNA excision repair protein ERCC-1. The record is from RefSeq and is a predicted model, not a curated record. Gene Ontology annotation, biological process: UV-damage excision repair; meiotic mismatch repair; mitotic recombination. The coding region runs from base 1 to 780 and encodes 259 amino acids. The transcript has a single exon. Gene Ontology annotation, cellular component: nucleotide-excision repair factor 1 complex; ERCC4-ERCC1 complex; nucleus. Lineage: Eukaryota; Fungi; Microsporidia. Gene Ontology annotation, molecular function: damaged DNA binding; single-stranded DNA binding.